This is a messenger RNA of Tupaia belangeri chinensis (Chinese tree shrew), 1084 nucleotides long. It is a transcript of the gene SPDYC, whose product is annotated as speedy/RINGO cell cycle regulator family member C. Gene Ontology annotation, biological process: positive regulation of cyclin-dependent protein serine/threonine kinase activity. The transcript has 8 exons. NCBI's taxonomy places the organism in Eukaryota, Metazoa, Chordata, Mammalia, Scandentia, Tupaiidae. The record is from RefSeq and is a predicted model, not a curated record. The coding region runs from base 1 to 1083 and encodes 360 amino acids. Gene Ontology annotation, molecular function: protein kinase binding.
AUGGGAGGUGAUAAAGCUUUGGGAAUGUUUUUCAGCAGGGCAGCCUCAGCUCAGAAGGUGGCAGGGUUCUCAGGUAGAGGUGAUUCCCAGGCUCAGGUCACCCUGCCCCGCCCCACCCUCCACGAGAUGAACCAGGCUCCAGACGCCACCACUGUCCCUGUGGUUAACACCCAGGCCAAACUGGGGGGCCUUAGCCAUCAAGGUGGGGGCAAUGGAUUUCUUCAUACCAGCCAGUACCAGGCCUUUCUCAGCCUUCUGGAGGACAGUUUUUUCCAGGAAUUCCUCUCCAAAGACCCUUGCUUCCAGAUAUCUGAUAAGUAUCUCCUAGCCAUGGUGCUGGUCUACUUCCGGCGCGCCAACCUGAAGCUCAGCGAGUACACCCGCAGCAGCCUGUUCUUAGCAUUGUACCUUGCAAAUGACAUGGAAGAGGACGUGGAGGAUUUCAAGUGUGAGAUUUUCCCAUGGGCCCUUGGGGAAGAUUGGUCUUCCCGGGUGAGGAAGUUCCUGCACCAGAGAGAUAAGCUGUGGGCACGGAUGGGCUUCCGAGCUGCGGUGAGCCGUCAGUGCUGUGAGGAGGUCAUGGCAAAGGAGCCGUCCCACUGGGCUUGGACUCGGGAGCGGCAUCCCCACCAUGGAGGUGUUCGGAGGAGCUACCCACAGGCCCUAGUCUGCCUCCCCCGGGGCCCAGGACACUCACCUCCGCAGUGUUCCAUCUGUGACUCACGUGGACCCCACAACCUGCGCUCCAGGCCCGUGUUACCCAAAAGCCCUUCUCCGACUUCUGAGUGUCAUCGUCCUCGCUCCAAAAAUUGCCUGUCAAUGGUCAAAAACCUCUGGAAUAGGAACCUACUUGUCUUGCCCCCCAGGCUACUGCUGCAGCCAGGUACCUACACCCUCCACAUCUUGAAAAAGCCUCCGCCUCGCUCCAGAUGCAGACCUCCACAGAGCGAAGAGCUGCCCACCAGCUGUCCUGCUGCCCAAGGCUCUGCUCACUGUGCCUCUUGCCAUGUGGCCUCAAGCUGGCAGCAUUGCCCAUGUCUGGCCCCUUCCUCCCGACGUGCAACCUGUCCCCACGCUGACUAGA